AUGCCUGGCAUCAGUGACGCGGAAACAAUCCGCAUCCUUGUAUCAACCGACAACCAUGUCGGGUACAAUGAGCGAGAUCCGAUAAGGGGCGAUGACAGCUGGAAGAGCUUCCAUGAGGUGAUGUGUUUGGCCAAAGAGCGGGACGUGGACAUGGUACUCCUUGCUGGCGAUCUUUUCCAUGAAAACAAGCCGUCCCGAAAGUCCAUGUACCAAGUCAUGCGAUCAAUCCGAAUGAACUGCUUGGGUGACAAGCCUUGUGAGUUGGAGAUGCUCAGUGAUGCGAGUGAGAACUUUCAAGGGGCAUUCAACCACGUCAACUACGAAGAUUUGGACAUCAACGUUGCCAUUCCGAUCUUCUCAAUUCAUGGAAAUCACGAUGACCCGUCAGGCGAGGGUCAUCUGGCGGCCUUGGAUCUACUCCAGGUAUCAGGACUGCUAAACUACUACGGUAGAACACCAGAGUCCGAUAACAUCCAUAUCAAGCCAGUGCUGCUACAGAAAGGGCGCACAAAGUUAGCUUUGUACGGUAUGAGUAAUGUACGGGAUGAGAGGCUUUUCAGAACAUUCCGAGACGGUAAAGUGAAGUUCUAUCAGCCUUCCAUCCAAAAGAACGAUUGGUUCAACUUGAUGUGCGUCCAUCAGAACCAUCACGCAUAUACCGAGACCGGCUAUCUUCCAGAAAAUUUCCUCCCAGAAUUCCUCGACCUGGUCAUCUGGGGCCACGAACACGAAUGCUUAAUCAAUCCAAAGCUCAACCCGGAGACAAAAUUUCAUGUCAUGCAGCCUGGAUCGUCAGUAGCGACGUCGCUUGUCCCUGGCGAAGCGGUUCCAAAGCACGUCGCGAUUCUUAGCAUCACUGGUCGGGAGUUUAAAUGCGAGCCAAUCCGCCUGAAAACAGUUCGUCCGUUUGCGAUGAGAGAGAUUGUGUUGUCAGAAGAAAAAGGCGCACAGAAGUUGGCCCGUAAAGAGAACAACAGAACUGAAGUUACGCGCUUCCUGAUAUCAAUCGUUGAAGAACUAAUCGAGGAAGCCAAAACGGAAUGGCUGGAAAUGCAAGACGAGGCAGAUGAAGAUGAGGAGCGCGAAGUUCCAUUACCGCUAGUGAGGCUUCGUGUCGAGACAUCCACGCCAGAAGGAGGCAGCUAUGACUGUGAGAACCCUCAGCGCUUUUCCAACCGUUUUGUGGGAAAGGUCGCCAAUGUGAACGACGUGGUACAAUUCUAUCGGAAGAAGAAGAAUACAACGACACGCAAGAAGGACGACGAAGUCGAUGAAGCCGCUAUAUCUCAGCUGUCCACUCUGGACACAGUGAAGGUGGAACAGCUGGUCCGCGAGUUUCUCGCCGCCCAGUCGUUGACCAUCCUUCCGCAGAAUUCUUUCGGAGACGCAGUGGCUCAAUUCAUCGACAAGGAUGACAAGCAUGCGAUGGAGAUGUUCGUCAACGAGUCCUUAGAAAGCCAGGUCAAGCAUCUGAUGAGCUUAGAUCGUGAAUGCGACGAGAUGGAUGAUGAAGAACUAGCCCAGAGCUCUAUACAGAAGGCCAUGGAUAAGUACCGGACACAGAUGGAAGAAAUGUUUUCUCGGGGAGUAAAGAAACGAAGCACACGGGGCAAGAAACGGUUCAAGCCGAAGCCCGACGGAUGGGACACCGAAUUCGACGGCGAGUGGGAGGAUCAACCAGGCGCUCUAAUUCACUCAGAUAAUGAAGGUGGCGAUCCCAACGAAGAGGAAGCUGCUGAAGAUGGAACAGAACCCCAGAAGGCUGCGUCGAGUCGUGGUCGCGGCCGUGGACGAGGUGGACGAGCCGCAGCAACUAGCACAUCUCGUACCACAACUAAAGCGCCAGCGUCAAAGAAGAGCACUCCUGCUAAAACGACAAGAGGUCGAAAACAGCAAGUAAUCUCAGAUGAAGAAGAUGACGAUGUAGUCAUGCUCGAUGACGAUGAAGAGGAUGCCGCCCCUCAAGCCCUCUCCAACAUUGACGGGGACGACGACGACGACGACUCACAAGCCCUAUUCGUCAAACAGCCGACAACAAGGACCCGCAAACCAGCAGCAAGCUCGGUAGCUACAAGUCAGCGCCGAUCGGGACGCAGCGCGGCGUCACCUGCCCCAUCUUCAGCGACCAUUAGCGGCACGGCUACUGGUCGAACCACUGGCCGAGCGAGACAGACACAGACGAUGCUUAAUUUUGUCGGCUCUCAAACCAGUUCGCGGUCGCGUGCUGCUGAAGCAUCCAAACCGGCAUCGAGAACUAGCCGAAGCACCAGAGCUGCUAGCGUGGCCAGCGAGGAUAUCGAUGAUGACAGUGACGCUUUCGAGCCUAUGCAGAGUUCCAGAAGGCGGAGGUAA
Molecule: messenger RNA, 2352 nt
Organism: Aspergillus lentulus
Lineage: Eukaryota; Fungi; Ascomycota; Eurotiomycetes; Eurotiales; Aspergillaceae
Product: MRX complex nuclease subunit
Biological process (GO): meiotic DNA double-strand break formation; double-strand break repair via nonhomologous end joining; telomere maintenance
Cellular component (GO): site of double-strand break; Mre11 complex; nucleus
Molecular function (GO): 3'-5'-DNA exonuclease activity; single-stranded DNA endonuclease activity; manganese ion binding
Source: RefSeq, a predicted model, not a curated record